Messenger RNA from Cyprinus carpio (common carp), 5260 nucleotides. Its product is annotated as serine/threonine-protein kinase DCLK1-like. The record is from RefSeq and is a predicted model, not a curated record. The coding region runs from base 353 to 2569 and encodes 738 amino acids. NCBI's taxonomy places the organism in Eukaryota, Metazoa, Chordata, Actinopteri, Cypriniformes, Cyprinidae. The transcript is spliced from 16 exons. Gene Ontology annotation, biological process: intracellular signal transduction; protein phosphorylation. Gene Ontology annotation, molecular function: protein kinase activity; ATP binding.
CCUCACCCGCGAGGACCUGCAUUUGAGACAGUCUAGGUGUCUAGGUAGGCAACUCCCUAGCUUUUGAGACGCAGCCCUCGCUCGUAUUCAUUCAGUGAGGUUUCCCCCCUCAGGAAUACGACAAAGGCUGCCAGUCUGCAUUGAAACGAGGGAUGGUCUAACGUAAAGAGCGAAACCGGCAGACAGACACCGUCUGCAGCCCAUCCAGAUCCAGCACAUGAUUCUCUCCUCCUGCUCUUAAAACCAUCAUAGCAUCCUCUGGAACAGAUGACAAGGCAUUAGAUGUGUGCUGUUAUAUCGACUGUGCUCAUAGGAUACACGCGCACAAAGAUACUACAGCCCGGGUGUUGACAUGGAGCUGGAGCAUUUCGACGAACGGGACAAAGCACAAAGAUACAGCCGUGGGGGUUCACGUGCGAACGGCCUGCCGAGCCCCACGCACAGCGCCCACUGCAGCCUGUACCGAACCCGGACCCUACAGGCUCUGAGCACCGAGAAGAAAGCCAAGAGGGUCCGGUUCUACCGCAACGGAGAUCGGUACUUCAAGGGGAUUGUGUACGCUAUUUCCAACGAAAGAUUCAGGUCUUUCGAUGCUCUGCUCGCAGACCUAACCCGCUCCCUAUCAGAUAAUCUAAAUCUGCCCCAGGGCGUCCGGACCAUUUAUGCCAUUGACGGGUCGAGGAUUACCAGCAUGGAUCAGCUGGUGGAAGGGGAGAGUUAUGUAUGUGGAUCAAUUGAGCCUUACAAGAAUCUGGAAUACACUAAGAACGUCAACCCUAACUGGUCAGUCAACGUCAGGACCGCAGCAUCGGCACGAGCGCCCACCUCUCUGACCUGCGCCAAGCCUGGUUCUAUGGAAACCAAGGAUAACAGGGAUUUCAUCCGACCCAAACUGGUAACCAUAAUCCGCAGUGGGGUAAAGCCUCGGAAAGCCGUGCGUAUCCUUCUCAACAAAAAGACGGCCCACUCAUUUGAGCAGGUUCUCACGGAUAUCACAGAUGCCAUCAAACUGGACUCUGGAGUGGUCAGGAGGCUUUAUACGGUGGAUGGUAAAAUGGUGACAUGCCUUCAGGACUUCUUUGGCGAAGAUGAUAUAUUUAUUGCCUGUGGCCCAGAGAAGUUCCGCUACCAGGAUGACUUCCUGUUGGAUGAAAGUGAAUGCAGGGUGGUGAAGUCGCAGUCCUAUGGCCGUAUUUCUUCCAUGCAGGGCCGCUGCUCUCCCCGCAGUGGUGGACCGUCAAGAAGGAGCAAGUCCCCUGCUAACGGAACAGCAGGUAGUCAGCUGUCGACCCCACGGUCAGGCAAAUCUCCCAGUCCAUCUCCCACCAGUCCAGCCAGUCUGAGGAGACGAAGGGGCUCUCAGCACAGUGGCUCCUCCCUCUCUCUGGCCUCCACCAAGGUGUGCAGCUCCAUGGAUGAGGGUGAUGGGCCGGGCAGUGAAGCUGAACUGAUGGAGGAUUGUCCUCAGGUUCCUGCUUCCAUAGCUGAGAGGUACAAGGUGGGACGGAUGAUUGGCGAUGGGAACUUUGCUGUGGUCCGAGAGUGUGUGGAGAGAUCCACAGGCCGAGCGUACGCUCUGAAGAUCAUUAACAAGAGCAAAUGCAGAGGGAAGGAACACAUGAUCCAGAAUGAGGUGUCCAUUCUUCGGAGAGUGAAACAUCCUAAUAUUGUUCUGCUGAUUGAAGAAAUGGACACAUAUAGUGAACUCUACCUGGUCAUGGAGCUUGUCAAGGGUGGUGACCUCUUUGAUGCCAUCACUUCCUCCAACAAAUACACAGAGCGGGACGCCAGCGGGAUGCUGUAUAACCUCGCCAGUGCUAUCAAAUAUCUGCACAGCCUUAACAUUGUUCACCGUGACAUCAAACCUGAGAAUCUUCUGGUCUAUGAGCACCAGGAUGGAAGCAAAUCCCUGAAACUGGGGGAUUUUGGAUUGGCAACAAUUGUGGACGGACCACUUUACACUAUAUGUGGCACCCCAACCUAUGUAGCUCCAGAGAUCGUUGCAGAGACGGGGUAUGGAUUGAAAGUUGAUAUCUGGGCAACCGGGGUCAUAACAUACAUAUUGCUUUGCGGCUUCCCUCCUUUCCGUGGGAGCACAAAUGACCAGGAAGCUCUUUUUGACCAGAUUCUGAUGGGACAGCUGGAUUUCCCUCUUCCAUACUGGGACAAUGUAUCUGACUCUGCAAAGGCACUUAUUACCUGCAUGCUACAGGUAGAGGUCGACCAGAGAUACACAGCUCUACAGGUGUUAGACCAUCCCUGGGUCAAUGAUGACAGGAUGUGUGAGAAUCAGCAACAGCUGUCUGUGGCCGGCAAGCUUAAGAAACAUUUCAACGUGUGCCCCAAACCCAACAACACCACAGCAGGAGUCACUGUCAUAGUGACCACCCCUCUUGAUAAGGAGAGGCAGGUUUUCAGACGAAGACGCCACCAGGAUGUGAAAGCGGCUGCUUCCCGCAGCUCCCAGAGCACCUUCCCCUCCAGCGCACCCACCGAGUUCACCUCAGAGUCCGAGGACAUUUCCCCCAGCUCGGCCGAGACGGUCCGCUCUCCCACAUCACCGUUUUAAGCCCAAAUCCGGUCUUGGCAGGAAGCAAUGGAAAAUUAUCUAGAAAUAAAGGUAAACUGACUUGUGAUUAGCAAAUGAUAACAGUUUUUGAAUACAAAUGUUUGUUACGUGGAGCAGAUGUGGUUUUGUGAGGGGAGUAAAAAUAAUAUCACACUCUAAGCAGUUUUUAGCAUCCGAAAUGAGAAGCCCUUGUCAUUGUUUAAGAGUUUUCUCUUCAUUAUAACUACAUUUGGUGCUGUAUGAGGUUUUGUUUUGGAGACCAUCCUAUCAGUAAACCACCUCUCUUUUGCGCCCUCUAGUGAUCGAUAGAAAGUAAUGCAGCCAAACCUCCCACUCUGUUUCAAGUUAUCAUACACGUUUAAUACCUAUAAUAAACCUGUGAUGUGUUAGCAUUUUUUUUUUCAGUGACAAAAUCUUUUAUGCGUUUUUACCUUUUGUAUGAACUUUAUAUAUUUUAAAAAUUUUAGGUUUGUACAUUUAUUUCAAACUGAUAACUUAUAUUUACAUAUUUCAGCAUUUUCUUUGAGAAACAUGUUUUCUGUGUGUCGGUUAGACAUUAGAAUGUUCUUUCUAAAAUGUGUGAAAUGUCUGAAUUGUUGAAGCUCUUUUUGAUGUAUGUGGCUGUAGAAAAGCUUGUUUGAAUUUAAUGCAAUCCAAGUGAUGGGUGCAGAUUUAACAUGUAUGCUGCUGCUAUAAUCUCUUCUCUGUAAUUCAGUUCUGUCAGUACCAAUGUCAUGAAGAUAAAUAGAUCAUACAGCUACUUCCCAGAAUUUGAAUUCCUUCUCAGAAUGUAAAUUUUACGUUAACAAAGAAACCGAAUGUACGAUUAUUGUUUUAUUUUAAAGUAAGUAGCAUAACGGAAAACAAGAUGCACUAAAUGUCUACUACUUAUUUUAAAGGGUAGCCUACAUUUGGACUAAAAUAGUGCAAAAACUUUUUUUUUUUUAAGUCACAUUUUUUUUCCGCAUUCAGCAGUGUAGUCUAAACAAAAAGUAAAUUUUAAUUUGAAUGUAUGUUGUUGUUUUUGUCACACGAAGGCCAAAUAUGACAUUACAGAAUGAUGCCCGUUUCCACCCGAUAUGCACUAAAAAAUAAUAUUAAAAAGGUAAUUGUGAAUUCUCAUCUCACAAUCCUGACUUUAUUCUUAGAAUUCUGAGGAAAUAAAAGUCAAAAUUGGAAGAUAUAUACUCAGAAUUGUGGGGGAAAGUUAGUUCUGUCAGAUAAACACAGAAUUGAGAGAUGUCAGAUAAACACAGAAUUGAGAGAUGUAAAUUCGGAAAUGUAAAAAAAACAAAACAAAAAAAAAAAAAAACAGAAUUGUGAGAUAAGCUCAGAAUUGCACAAUUUUUUUUCUCUCUCAGAAUAUCAAAUUAUGUCACAAUUCUGAGUUUAUCUUGCAAUUCUGAGGAAAAAAGUAAAGAAAAAAGUAAAAAAGGGCGUGAGAUAAAAGGGUGCAAUUACCUUCUAUUAUAUUUAUUCAGUUACAGAAUUGGGCUCCCAUAGUAAUGAUUUAUGGGCUCAAAACAAACAAAACAUUUUGUCCUUUUUACCUUAAGAUUGUAGGAGAUUGUAGUUCAUACUUAAAGCAGGUUAUUCAUAAUUGUUCAAAUCCACAGAAAUUCCAACAUAAUGACCCACUUUAUAUUAAGUGUCUGUAAUACCAGCCUAUGUAUAACAUUUAACACACUUCUUGUUGUUUUUUAAAAAAAAAAAUUCUUAUAAUUAAAAAAUACCUGCAUGUUAUUACAUCUGUAUUUUAUUUAAAAAAAAUUUUUAUUCACUUUAUAAUUACACUGUUGUCUCUAACCCAUCUCCCACCUCAAUAGCAGCAAAAGUGUUUUGAAAUACAUCAUAAACACAAUUGAACAUUGUACCAAAUUUUUUGUUUUUUCUGCUAGAAGUACCUUAAAGUUAAAGAUGGAUGAAGUUUAAGAUGCCUAAUAUUAAGUGGGACCCAACAUAUUAUUAAGCUGCAUUAUAUACACACAAAGUUAGCUAUUAAAAUUUUGUUACUUGGCCAUAUCUGGGCUUAAAAUUUCUUAUCUAUUUAUAGAGUAAAUUUUCAUUCCUUUAUGUGGUGUUUUGUGGAGUUUGCACACUUACUGUAAAAGGCCGAGUGUGUUUGUCUUGCAUGUGAUCUGAGUGUGAGUGCUUUUAAUGUUCAUUUGCUAUACCAUCAAGACAUGUUGACCUCAUGGUUUCAGUGAAGACCAGUCUUGGUUAUGUUUGUGCUUCUCAAUAUUUAACAUUGUUAUACAGCUUAUUGAAGCCUCCAGCAUGUAAAGGCUUCAGGUGAGACUAUGAAGGGGUGAAAAGCACAAAGGCUGAAAGAGUAGUUCUUUAAAGUAUAGCAUGUUUUUACUUUUUAAUUAAAAAUGUAUCUGCUGUGUUUGCUCGUCAAAAUUAGACUAGAACCCAAUCCAUGAUCAACCUAUUUUUCAAUAGGAUGUAGAUCAAUUCAUUAUAAUAUAGGAAAUAUUCUAGCUCAUAUGCAAAAUUCAGUGCACAAGCAUUGAUUACACAUUGUAUAUUUGUAUAGAUGUAUAUCCGCUUGUCUAUUGUCUUUCCAUCAAAUGUCAUUUAGGCUUGACUUUCUUCCUGGAGGAAGAGUCUUUGCUUCCAAGUAGCAUUGAACAGUGGUGCAUUCAGCAACAAGCCAAACCUGUGAAUAAAUGAUUCCUCAAGCAGAAA